AUGGGGCGCGAGGGGCGGAGCGCGCCCCUAGGAGACCGCGCCUCUCCACCUCGCGCCGCGCCGCCCCUCUGGCGGGACCCGCAGUGUCGCCCAUGCACCCUGAGACCCUCCAGGCCAGAGGCUCCCGCGGGUGAUGGCGGCCGGGGGGGCGGGGGGGGGGUGUGCCUGGAGCCGCCACGCGCCCGCCACCAGACCUCGCCGCUGGGGUCCGCGAAGGCGCGGCACGCGGGCGCCCCCCCACCCCGAGACCGCCCCGCCUGUUCCGGGGCGCCGGGCAGCGGCCUGGCCCGGGCCGGGGCCCCAGAGACCUGCGGCUCCAGGGGGCGGGGGGCGCGGGCGGGAGGUGGCGGGAAGGCCGAGGAAGUGACGACUGGGCAGGGCGCCAUCUUCAUGGAAGAGGCGGAGGGGUGGAGAAGCCGCAGCUCGGGGAGGAGUUGGAGGGGGGAGCUGGGGGGUGUGUGGGAGGAGGAAGAGCUGGAGGUGGGAGCAGCGGCGCAGCAGGGCCCGGGGCCCCUAAACCUGGAUGGGCCAGCGGUGGACCCGCUGGAGGCCAUCCAGUGGGAGCUGGAGGCUGGGAGUGCCCAGGCAGACAGGGCCUACCUGCGGCUGCAGCGCAGGUUUGGGCGCAUCCGCCGUCUGCACCUGGCCCCUAGGAGUUUCGUCGUCCAGAAUAUUCCUGGCUUCUGGGUCACCGCCUUUCUGAACCACCCGCAGCUGUUAGCCAUGAUCAUAACUCGUGAUGAAGACAUGCUCUGCCACCCCAUACAUUUGGAGGUGAGGGAGCUCAGGAACGCCAGGGCCCAAUGCAAGUUCAAGUUCCGCUUUUGGAACAACCCCUGCUUCCGGAACAAGGUGCUCAUGAAGGAGUAUGAGUGCAGAUCCUUAGGACCGGUGGUGUCAGUUGGAACUCGAAUCCGAGGGCACCCGGGCCAGGAACGCCCCGUUCUGGUACAACGGGACACUGUCUGCAGCUUCUUCACCUGGUUCUCGCAGCACAGCCUCCCAGAGGCUGACAAGGUUGCCCAGAUUAUUAAGGACUUGUGGCCCAAACCCCUGCAGUACCACCUGCUGGAGGAUAGGCCCCACAGAGCCAGGAGAGGCCUGGCAAGGUGGCCCACAGAGCCCCCUCCUAGGCUCUACAAGUUCCAGUUUGGCUAA
Neomonachus schauinslandi (Hawaiian monk seal) is the source of this 1158-nucleotide messenger RNA. RefSeq names its product putative testis-specific Y-encoded-like protein 3. The coding region runs from base 1 to 1158 and encodes 385 amino acids. Gene Ontology annotation, molecular function: chromatin binding; histone binding. The transcript has a single exon. The record is from RefSeq and is a predicted model, not a curated record. Gene Ontology annotation, cellular component: nucleus; chromatin. Lineage: Eukaryota; Metazoa; Chordata; Mammalia; Carnivora; Phocidae. Gene Ontology annotation, biological process: nucleosome assembly.